CACCCUUCCUUGAACACGUGUCUGGGAUCCUUGAUGACUGCAGAGAAUAACAGCAUCCCUACUGGGUGUCUUCAUGUUUGAUAUUCGCCGCUCUUUUGGGCUAGUCACAUCAUUUGCUCUCCCAUCCUUCGCACCCUUUUGUGUCAAAUCCGGCUUAACGCGGCGCCCUCCGCAAAAAGCUUAUCUGGAUCUGAAUCCAGCACUAGGGCUAUUUCUGCAUGCAAGACGUAAAGGUGGUGGCUGAUCUCUCGUGGACAGCUUUUCCACGACAUCUCCCAAACUCAGAUACCUACUUACCACUCCCACCUCGAAGCAUAGGACGACGUACCCCAGCAUUCACAAUAGAAUAGCCGACACGUUACAGCAUGUCUACAGAUUCUGAAUCGGCACGCCGGACGGCAGAGGCCCGCGCUGCAGUGACUGCCUCACUUGCGUCUGUCGGUGGCUCGGUCGACGCUGAAAUGAGGACACGGGCCGCGGAUCUCCACUCGAACUCAGAGGCCAUAGCCAAGCAAGAGAAGGAGCUCACGAAGCAGACGGCUGCCUUGGCCAAGCAAAGCGCCCAGUGGCAGAAGCUGGCUGACACGAGUACGAAGAAACUCAACGAGAUCGGGGACAUCCAGAACUGGGCCGAGAUGAUCGAGCGAGAUCUUCUGGUGCUGGAGGAGACACUGCGGCUGGUCGAAGGAAAGGCUGCACCUGAUUCUGCUAGUGGCACGGGAGGCUGGGCUGGAGAUUUUUGAAUGGCUUUAGCGCGACGACAGGCUGUCUUGUUUAAGAUCGUAUUACCUCGCUAUGAUUGCAUCUAACAGCCCUACUUUACAACGCUAAUAUUAGCGCCGUGCGUUUCUUUAAUGUUCGGUAUCUGAUAAUUCGCAUCUGCCUC
This is a messenger RNA of Lindgomyces ingoldianus, 886 nucleotides long. RefSeq lists its product as uncharacterized. Lineage: Eukaryota; Fungi; Ascomycota; Dothideomycetes; Pleosporales; Lindgomycetaceae. Gene Ontology annotation, biological process: endosomal transport. The coding region runs from base 366 to 743 and encodes 125 amino acids. The record is from RefSeq and is a predicted model, not a curated record. Gene Ontology annotation, cellular component: BLOC-1 complex. The transcript has a single exon.